AUGAAAUCUGAAGAAGACAAUACUUUUCUUGAUGAAAAUUAUAUUUUUGAAAAUAAUUUUUCUGAAAUUAUUGAUAAUGAUACUUCAGAUGAUAAUAGCUCUAAUCAAGAAAGAGAUGAAAUUAAUUCUAUUAAUGAAGAUAAUAUUAGUGAAAAUGAAACUAAUACAAGUCAAGCAAAUGAAGAAAAUGCAGAUAUAGAUACAGAUGAUAAAUCAACUUUUAGAUCUAUUGUUUAUCAACAUUUUACAUUAGAUAAAAAAAUUAAAAAAUAUAAAUGUAAUUAUUGCAA
Molecule: messenger RNA, 290 nt
Organism: Dentiscutata heterogama
Lineage: Eukaryota; Fungi; Glomeromycota; Glomeromycetes; Diversisporales; Gigasporaceae
Source: the annotation of a GenBank genome assembly